Molecule: messenger RNA, 261 nt
Organism: Mesorhabditis spiculigera
Lineage: Eukaryota; Metazoa; Nematoda; Chromadorea; Rhabditida; Rhabditidae
Source: the annotation of a GenBank genome assembly
AUGUAUUCAGUCGAACUCUCGCGCUGUCCACAUCACUGCAUGCACCGUGGGGCAUGUUGGGGUACGGCACACAGUCAGCCGUCUUGCAAAUGUCAUUCGCCAUACAAGGGCAGGUACUGCGAGAUAGAAGAGGUCUACAAUGAAUGGUGGUUCUGGUCGGUUGUCGGCGUGGUGGCUUUCCUAAUCAUCGCCAUCCCGGUGAUAAUGUGCUUCGUCACGAGGGCACACGCGAAGAAAAGGCUGAAGGGCGGAGAAUUCAUG